Podarcis lilfordi (Lilford's wall lizard) is the source of this 13554-nucleotide messenger RNA. NCBI's taxonomy places the organism in Eukaryota, Metazoa, Chordata, Lepidosauria, Squamata, Lacertidae. The record is from the annotation of a GenBank genome assembly.
GAGGAGGAGGGUGGGGAAGCAUGCACACACCGCCUCCCCUUCCAUCGCGCACAGUUCAUCCUGCAAAGCAAAGGAAACUGUGCAAGAGGGACAGGAAGCGCGCACCUAAGAUUGAGAAAUUGUUUUGCAAGGCAGCUUGGAGGCGAAGGGGGAGGUGGGGCAGCCAUCUCAAAAUGGAUUUUGCAAGGAGCUGAGCUCUUUGCAUCGCGCUCCUAGGCUGCCGCUUCUUCUCCUUCCCUCCUGCCCUCCCUCCUUCAGCCGCGCUCUCGAUUCCCCCUUUGGGCAGCAGCACGUGCUGAAAGGGCCCUCCGAAGAGGUGAGUGCCGGGCGGGGUGGCUGAUUUGGGAAAUCUGGGUGGUGCUGGGAAGCCGGACUCCUGGGUUCCAUGGGAAAGGAUGAAGCGGGUUUUAGUGGCUCACCAGUAUGGGGCCUAAGGCUAGGAGCCAGGGCUCCAGGGUUCCCUAGAUCGGUGUCAAACAUAGACGGGGCAAUUUUAUUUUAUUUUUUGCUCAGGCAUAAGAUCUAGAUGGGGAACGGAUAACUUACCCUGGAGUAUAGAGGGGAUAAAUAGGAGCCAGCACGUCUUGGUGCUCUAUUUUCAGGUAUUAUACAGCGUAGUUAUAGCCUUAAAAUCACCCACCCGGGGUGUGCAGCGCCAGUCUCCCUGAACCCUGCUUUUUGAUAGAUCUCUUCCUUGCAAGGGCUACAUAAUUGCAUUCAGUGUCCCCCCCGCCCCCAUUUUAAUCUGGUAUGUGCGUACAACACCUACCUGAGGAAUGACGCUACCACUUCUUUUCCCCUCUAGUUUCCCAGAGGAUUGUUAAAAAUAUUCUUCUUUACAUUCCUCAUCAGAUGAAAAACCCCACAGAAAAUAUUUCCUGCUACCAAGGAUUCCCGCCCCCUUUCAUUUUGCAGUUGGUGGAGCUCUGGAAGUUGACAAGUUGUUGUGUUUUGCUCCUAAGCAGGCGAAUGAUUAGCUCUUACCUGUAACCCCAGAUUUACUGGGGUUGUUUAGUGCUGUUAACUGGGGGAAUGCAUUCUGCAUAUACCCAGAGGCUCUAAAUUUAGGGCUGAAUAUUCUUCUUGCGCUACUACAGGAAUUCUGCUGAAGCUUUUCCACUUUGGGUAUUCUAACCCAGCCAACCUGGGGCCCUUCAGAUGUUUGGGACUGCAGCUCCCAUCUGAUGGAUGGAGAGUGGGCAAGGAAGUAUUUGGCAGAGGUUAAAGGAGCAUUGCCAUGAUGUUUUCUAGAAAGUCUUCCAAGCACAAUUAUAGCUGUACACAAGGGAGAAAUUAAGUAGGUGGCAUUUCUUUUCCCAAUGGAAAAAAAAUUGGCUCAAGUUGUGCUUUGCUAAGAAAUGAACAGAUGCAAUUACAACAUCCCUGGCAUGUGGGCCUCUGCUGAAGCACCUCCAGCCUGCUCCACUGCCCAGCUGAUACUGUCAGGAAGUUCCUCUUAAUGUUUAUCUGCUUCCCUGCAGAUUUCGAUAGUCUUGCCCCCUGGAGCAACAGGUAACAAUUCUGCCCUGUCUUCUGCAUGGCAGCCCUUCCAUGUAUGUGAAGGCUGCUUACUUAACCAUAUAUUCUCUAGGUUAAACCUCUCCGGCUCUGUUGUCCCAUCUUAUUAAAACAAAAAAUAAAACCUGUAGCUCCACUCCAAAUUCCUCGGACGUUUAAGAAACUAGUAAUUUCAUAUCAGAUUUUUGCUUUAGGCAAGUUCCUUAGGCCACUCUAACUCAGAGUUGUUUUCCUUUUCCUUUUAGCCCAUGUUAACUGUUUUUAUUCCUGCCUCCCAUAAUGUGCACUUCCCUCUGCACCAUCAAGUCUCUCUGAACGCAGCACUUUCUCACCUGUAGCGGGGCAUGUCAAGAAGUCUGUUCACUCCCUCUCAAAGGAUCAUGGGAAGUGUAGUUUAACACAGAGCUACAAUUCCCAGCAACCUUAACAAACUACAGGUCCUGGGACUUUUCAAUGUACGGAGCCUUAGAUUCCCUCACCCUCUUCAGUCAGUGUCUCUUCAGCUUAAUUUCUUAUCUACUUCCUAUUUUCCUGUCCUUUGCAUAACACUCCUGUCUAUAUACCUCCAUCUAUUCCUCACACAGAAAACCACCCAAAUUUCCAGGAUUCUCUGCACUUCCUCUCUGAACUCGCUCUACUUUCUUCACCUAGCAGGUCUUUCUGCACCCUCUACCCCCACUUUAGUCCAUGUCUUUGCUCUCAGCAACAAUACCCUUGCCCACUUCAACAGCACACAAGGCUUUCCCUCCUUCAGCAACUCAUGUCAAUGAAGGAGCCUUUGAUGGAGGUGAGCCACGAAGCUGCAAAUUCGCAGGGGAAUUGGAGUCAGCCCCAGCAUUUACCUCUGAAUCCAGCAAAGGGAAGGAGAUGUGUAGACAUUGCGAUGCAGGGAUUCUCUCAUCCCUACGUCGGAUGGGCUUGAGUGGACAUUAGCUGUUCCUCCAAAGGUUUGGGUAAGGGUUGCAAGUAAUGAGUAUUUUGAAUUCUCCCCCUACCCAAGGGAUGCCAGGCAAAGUGGGAUGGGCUGCGGUUGGCCUGCAAAACUAUGCAUGGUACAGGCCUGGUGCAAACUCUAGUCUAGUGAUUCACUGGAGGGGGAAAGUGUGUGUGUGUGUGUGUGUGUGUGUGUGUGUGUGUUUGCUCUCUGUGUGCGUCUCGCUGGACUCCUUAGAUAGACACUUGCUUUUAAUCUAGCUGAAGGAUUCCUAUUUAAAUAUAGAAAGCAUGGGGUGGAGGAGUGAGGCGAGGGAUUAUAGGGAGACAAGGACAUCAGCACAGAGGAACGGGGAGAAAGUGGCGGGGGUGGAGUGUGUGGAAACUGGUCUGGGUGUGUUCAGCUACAGUCAUCCCCAGCGGGGACAGGAGGAAAGGGGGGUUGCCUUGCAAUCUGUCUUUGUAAAUGAAGCUCGGAAUGUGGAAGGCUGGGAGCAAGGUAGAAAGAGAGCACCUGUACUUUUCAGAGUUGCACAAAAUUGGUUUUUUUCCUCUUCCCUCCCUGUCCCUUCCCCCUGGUGUGUCGUAUUAUUAUUGUAAGCCUGCAGACAGGAAUUGUCUUGUUUUAAUUGAUUGUACACUCUGGGAGCCUUUUGGGCUGAAGAGUGGGAUACAAAUACAAUCAAAUCAAUCAAUAAAAAGGGGGGGGGAGGGUUUCCUCAGCCAGCAUGCCUUCUUGCUUUGUUCUGUGCAACUCUGAAAGGUGUGGUAGCCUGCAGCUGACAGUUCUUUCUGCAUGUGACUCAGUCGGUAGAGCAUGAGACUCCUAAUCUCGGUGUUGUGGGUUUGCGCCCCACGUUGGGCAACAAGAUUCCUGCAUUGCAGGGGUUGAACUAGAUGACCCUCGUGGUCCCUUCCCACUCUACAAGCCUAUGAUUCUAUUACUUGCUCCACUCUCCUUCUUAGAAGAAAGCGAAGAGACCUGGCUCAUACCCUUGACCUCUGUUUGGUCCCCACAAGCUGUCCUGCACAAUCCAUAGGGAAGAUGCUUAAGAAAAAGCAGAUUUGUGACCUUUUAACACACGUAACAUCCUAAGGCCCCAUCUGCAUGAUAUGUAUGAUAUAGCUUUAAAUGAAUAUUGUAGAAAUAGCCUUAGAAUGGUAUAAAGCUGGACUACUCCACCUGGGAUGCUUUGAGUGGGGAUUCCAAUCCCAAAAUAGAGUUGCCAACUUUCUCCUCCGGCAGUGCUCCUCUGUGCCUUUAACACAGGGGUGGGGAGCCUGUGGUCCUCCAGAUGUUGAUGGACUACAGCUCUAGGAACUCCUGGCCACUAGCUACAUUGGCUAGGAAUUGUAUUUCAACAACAUCUGGAGGGCCACAUGUUUCCCUUCUAGCAGGCAGAAGUUGAACAGGUGGUGCCUUUCCUGCCACAGAGAUGAAGUGAUAGAAUAAGCAUCAGCUGUUAUAUUUCUGCUGGCUGGACAUCAGGCAAGGGUGGCUAACCUGCAGUUCUUUAGGUGUUGCUGGACUACAACUCCCUGACUAUUGUUUAUGGUGGUUGGGGCUGAUGGGAAUUGCAGUCUCAACACCUGGAAGGCCACAAUUUACUCCUGUGUUAAAAGCAUAGGAAUGCUGUUUGGGGGAGGGCCAUGAUUAGGGGUGAUGAGUUGCAUUCCAGUAAUUCCACAAGCUCCCCAUCCCUACCAUAAGAUUUGCAGAAGUACAAAAAAAAAACCCUUCAAAUAAGAGACCCUAAGAUCCUUUCUGGAAACAGGGGAUAAAAGAAAUUGGGGGCGUUAUUGGGGAAACUGUGACCCUAGACACUAAAUAUUUUUUAUUAUAAUUGUUUGAAAGGGGUAAUGCUUCUCUUGCUGAGAAAGUUUACUUGCUGGUUGCAACCAAACGGAUCAUCUCACAAGGCUAGAGGGAAACGUCAUAUGUUGCUUCAAAUGGAUGGUAUUCAGAAAUGCUUUUUAUUGGUGUCUCACAAAAACUUAACUCAUUACUUAAGACUUCUUUGAAGCCAAGCUGCACCAGAGGACUUUGCAGCAGUCUGGUGGAAGUUUAUAAUCCGUAUAAACAAACCGCCACAUCCAACUAUUAAUCCUUCUACGUUUGAGGAAUUUGCAAACUUUCAUCAUUAGUUUCCAUAAGUUUGUCUCUCCAACAACCUGAAACUUGGGUGGGAAUGGAAUGGAGCAGUGUUCUUCAACCUUGUGUCCUCAUUUGUUGUUGGACUACAACUCCCAUCAUCCCUGCCCCUUGGCUAAGCUGACUGGGGAUGAUGGGAGUUGAAUGCCAACAAUAUCUGGAAGGCGACAGAGCACUGAGGAGAAGCCUUCCACACAGGCAAGAUCCAUGCCAGGUCUCAUCCUGUCAUGACUGGUAGCCAUUGACUAAUACACUGGGAGCCAGCAUGGUGUAAUGGUUAGAGUGCUGGAUUAGGAACUGGCAAACCAGGGUUUGAAUCCCCAUGCAGCCAUGAAGCUCCCUGGGUGAGCUUGUGCUAGUCCCUGUUUCUCGGAGUUGUCGUGAGGAUAAAACAAGGAGAGGAGAACCGUGUAAACUUCUUUGAGCUCCUUGGAACAAAAGGUGGUCUAUACAUGUAAUGAAUAAUACACCUGCCCUCUCUGAAUUCACUUUCUUCCCUAAAUUGCAUAAAUUAAUCAGGCAUUGUGUGUGAAGAGGUCCUGUCUUUCCUUUGUCCUGAAUAUAUUGCUCAUCCGUUUCAUUGGGUGACUAUCCCCUCCCUCCCAGUCCCACCCCCACCCAAGUACUAUCAUGCUGCAAGAUUAUUGCUUUACGCCACCAUCCCUUAGGUUUUCCCUCCUUUGAUACAAGAAUCCAGGUGCCUUGACAACCUUGCUUUUACCUUUCUGGUAUCAUAUUAAUAUGCAGCCCCAAGCAUCUGGGUCAUUUCCUUCAAAGAUAUUCACCCUACCUCAAACCAGCUGCUGGACCAGUAGCACAGCCUUCUCCCUGGUUAUUUCCAGUAUUCCCAGCAUUAAUCUCUACAAACCAUUGUGCACAGCCUGUUCUGACUCUCUGCAUCUCUUGCCAGCCACAAUGUCACCCGAUGAAGUCAUCUACUUGGCAGUCCUUCUCGUUUCCAUCCCCAUCGGCUUCCUCUUCAAGAAAGGGGGUGAGUGCUCAAUCUGGGUGGCCAAAGUGAGUUGGAGGAGAUGACGUCGUGUCUAAGAGGGGGGGGAUGACUGUUGCAGAGUCAGAUUUAAGCAACCCAGCAUUGCCCGAGGACUCCUAAGGCCCUGAGAUGAAGUUCUUUCUUUUGAUAUGUUGCAUUUAUAUAGCUGUCCAUCUAUGCAGCGGUGGUCUAUGUGUGUGUUUUUAAUGAAGUCAUACAGAAAUCUUGCUAAUUCCCCUGGUAGCAGGCAAACAAAACAGGCAAAAGCAAUUCUUCAAAAUACAAAAUAUCAUGAUUAGAAGUCAACAGUAAAAGGCCAUAAAGCAUACCAGAGCAAAUGAAGCAGCUCAGAUUUAAAACACAAUUUAAAAGCUUGGCUGAGUAAGAAAAUAUGUUCACCUGGUGCUGAGCAGACCACAGAGAAGACUCCAGGAGAGCCUUUUUGGGGAGCACAUAUUGCAUGGUCAGAGUGGCACUACCAAAAAUACCCUCUCCUUGGUAGGGACAUCUGUCGCUAGACUUCUGAAAGGGAUCUUAAGGUCCCAAGCUGUUUUGGGCUCUAUAGAUUAAAAUCAGCACUUUAAACUGGGUCUGUAAAUGGACUGGGAGGCAGUUAGCUGACAAAGUCCUGGCAUAAUAAGAUAAAAAUGCCCAGCUGCGGAGAAUGUAGUAUUCUGCUCAGUGUGGAUUUUACUAUUCCAGGGCUGUAAUGACAGGAGAAUCUGCAGCCUUAGUAGAAUUUUGUGCACCUUUAAAAGGUACAAGAGUCUGCACUGGUUGCUAGUAUGUUUCUGCUCUGAAUUCAAGCCUUUAUCAGUAACACAUAAAGGUGCUGAAUGUUAUUCAUUGAGGGUGUAGUAUUCUCCAGCCCAGGGUCCUUGGAUUAAGGGCGGGCUAUAAAUUUAUUAAAAAGAUAAAAUAAUUAAUAAGAAUGGAAUAUUCCAUUUGGGGUUUUUUUCUGGAGCUGAAGGAUUGCCGGGGGGGGGGGGGAGUGCAAACAAGAAAUGGGGACUCCAAAAAGCUGCCUUAUUCGAGAUAAAACCAUUUCUCCCUUUAGUUUAAUGUUCUCCUUAGGAGCAGCUCUCAGUGGUCUUGGGCAGAAGUCUUUUCCAUCACUUAUUAUCUGAUCUUGAACAGGAAGUACUGUAAUGGGAAUUGACUGAAUGGUUGUGCUGGGGGGGCGUGUCCUGUGCAUGUAAAUAUUUUGCUUUAACACCAAGGUCUAAUCUCUCUUUCCCUGCAUUCUCUUUUGUUGAACUGACUUGCAAUCCCUAACUCCUGAACUCACUGGGUUGGAUCUGUUCACAAUAGGGGAAUUUUUUCCAUCUGCUUAUUCCCCACAGACCUGAGGAUCAAGCAGUUUGGAGGGGCAGCUGCGGGGCUCGUGCUCACGCUGGCCACCUGCCACAUCCACACCCUCCACUCACUUAUCACCAUCUUGGGGACGUGGCUGAUAAUCAACAUCUCACCAAGGUAAAGGAGGAAGCUGGGAGGUGGUGGAAUGGGAAACACUGGGGAGGGGGCUCUUGUAGUUCUGUGUGGUGGGCCAGGAGGCCUAGUAAGAUGAAUCAAGACACCUUGCAAACGUGGUUUGGUUAUUUGCAGGUGGCUACAGUUUAGCAGGCAAGGUUGAGAUUGCGGGAAUCGGAUCUCCCGGAAUUUCUACCUCUGAGGUUUGAAAAGUUGAAAUAAUGGGGGGCUUAAGAGCAGGGCAGAUAAGCCAGUGGUCCUCCAGCGGUUGGGCUACCACUGGCUAUGCUGGCUAGGACUGAUAGAAGUGCCAGUUGAUUAGCACAUAGAAGGCCACAGCCAUUUCCCAGGUUUAGAGAAAAGAAGGUUUUGUCCCUUUUGACACAGAGACAUAGAGCCAGGACCCUCAAAAUGGGACAGACAUCUACCAGAUUAUUACUUUACUGUCAUUAUUGUUGCUAUAUUUAUUACCUGCCCUUCAGCCUAAAGUCACAGGGCAGGUUACAAGAAUUUUAACUUCAACAUUAAAAACACACAGUUUGAAAAAAAAUACAGUCUGGGGAAAGAAAUAGGGCAGGUCUUGAAAAUGUAUAUCUUCAGUAAAUUUACAACAUUAGCAUAUUGGUCAGUGAGAAUGGAACAGCCAGAGUAGAGUGUGUGUGGGGUGUGGAUAUUAUUAUUAUUAUUAUUAUUAUUAUUAUUAUUAUUAUUACCCUAAUGUUGCAGGGUGGAUUACAACAACAAAAGCACAGUGUUAAAAAUAUACACCUCAAAUGUCAAAAGCCAAGGUAAAGAGGUGUAUCUUUAGCAUUUGCUGAAAGCUGCAUAAAGAAGAUGCCAGACACACCUCUGUGGAGAACAAUUCAUUAAAGAAUAAUGAAUAGUUCAUUAAUAUUUACAGCCUUUUAUCUGCUUCUCCCCUCACACACACCAGGGCCUGUCACUACCUGACACUUGGCUGGACCUUUUCCUACCUGCUCUUUUUCCGCACAAUCGCCUACUUUGGCUUCCCAGAGCCAACACCUUUCACCAAUGCAGUGCAGCUCUUACUCACUCUCAAGGUAAGAGGGGCUGCGCUUUGGACGGGGGUAUGGGGAAGGGGCUCCCUAGGAAGCUCAUUUCCCAUGAUGCCUUAAUCUGUGUCUCCCAGAUGGUGAGCUUAGCCAACGAAGUACAAGAACUCACUUGGGCGAAGAAACAGGAUGUGACAUCAUUUGCCAAGAGUCCACUGAUUGGCGUGAUCCCUAAAAUGCCCGGACUGGUGGAGAUACUGUGCUACAGUUAUUGCUAUGUUGGGCUCAUGACAGGUACCUGAGUUACCUAACAGAAAGCAGUGGUCAAACUGGGUAGGGUGAAAUAUGUGUACAGCACCAAAUUAUAGAGAUGGGUUUGUCAUGGUUACCACAGCUUUAAUCUGUAUCCCUUCACCAAAAUAUGAAAAUUGAUGACAGGAGACAGAAGGCCUGGGGGUUCCCAUUUUCUGUUUCAGUUUUCUUUUGAAGAGAAAGCAAGAUAAGAGAUAAGAACAGGAAGUCCAAAGAACCAAGCAUAUUUCACCUUUGCCUGUUGUUCUAAUCGUCACAGCUGCUGACUUUUGGUUUUUUGUUUGGUGGCAUGAUUGUGUGUGCGUGUGUGUAUCCGUAGUAGCACCAGCAUGCCUCUGACCCUUGGUGUUUAUGGAAAUAAUAUGCCUUUCUUCCUCUUUCCAUUCAUUAUCUUUGUGUGUCUUUCCAGUUCAUGUGUGGUAACGUUGAUUGUUCUUUCCUUUUCUGCUUUGUGAGAACAGCACGAAAAUAUCCCAACGCUACUUCUGCAACAGAUAAUGAGGGCUUGGAAGGAAUGGUGAGAUCCUGCAGGUUCUGCUUAUGGCACCAGAUCCCGUGAGAAGACAUAGGGCUAGGCUGCAGGGCGCAUCAGACUCUUACCCAGCACCCAAGCUACACAUCCUCUUAAGACUGAAGUUAUUAAGAUGUGUGGUUGCAUGAGAGGCUUUUGUGUGUCUUGGUUUUUCUGAGGAACAAUUCAUUUCUGUCUGCUCGUUGAUCUCAAUUUCUUUUUUCUUUUCUUUUCUUUUGCACCUAGGCCCGUUUUUUCGCUACCGCACUUACCACGAUUGGCUGAACCAGCCUAACUCCACAAUCAUCCCUAGCUGGAAACCGCUGCUUUUGAGAAUGAAAAUGAUCCCCAUCUUUGGGGUCUUUUUCCUGGUGGCAUCUCACUUCUUCCCCCUCCAAUAUGUCCGGAGCGACGCCUUCUAUGAACGGGGACUUCUGUUCCGAAUCUUCUACAUGAUACCCAUCUUCUUUGUCUUCCGCAUGCGUUUCUAUGUCGCCUGGCUCUGCGCUGAAUGCGCCUGCAUUUCUGCUGCCUUCGGUGCCUAUCCAACCACCGCCAAAUCACGGUCAGGCGGUGGGCCCACUGUGGAAUAUGUGCCGAUCAGCAGGUUAGUCAAGGAGAUGUUCCCUGUCUGCAGUAGAAGAUGGGCUAGAUUUAGAGAAUGGCAUGGAACUGUCCUGCCCCCAGAAGGAAAGGUGCCAUAUUCUGACACUAGCUAAAUCUUCUAUACAGUCUUCAAGGGUAGGCCAAUGUAGAGAGCACUGCAGUAGUCAAUUCAUGAGGGCAUUAAGAUGUUCUUGUUUUGUUUACAUUUCUAAAGCAACUCAGAUGAAGGAGGAGCAUCCAGCAUCACCUAUGAUUAUGAGACAAUCAAGAACAUUGAUCCACAUGGCACUGACUUCUGUGUCAAGGUGAAGGAUGGCAUGCGCUACUGGAACAUGACUGUCCAAUGGUGGUUGGCACAGUACAUUUACAAAAGCGCACCCGUCCGGUCCUAUGUCUUAAGGUGAGCAAAGCCGUACCAUUGGGGGGUAUGGGGGAGAUAGCCUGUUGGGGUGGAUUGGUGUGAAGGUGGACUCUGAGGUUCAGAGAUGAAUUGCAGGGAAGGUUCUUCUGGGAACAGCCAGUAAGGAGGAUUCUGGGAUACAUGGUUGGUUGGUUGGUUGGUUGGUUGAUUUGAAGACAGGUAGAGUAGAGAAAUGCAGGCAUGAGGGGGAGUAGCAUAAAUAUGCAAGUGAGAGUUAGGUGAGCAAUAGUGAGUAAAGAACUAAACGUUGAGCCAAAAAUAUUAUUGCGACCUUGGAUGGUGCAGUGGAACAUUCUGGAAUACAGUGGUACCCCUGGUUGCGAACGGGAUCUGUUGUGGAGGUCUGGCUGUAUCCCGAAGGUUUCGCAACUGGAGAGACUGCUUCUGCGCAUGCACGCACGGUGAUAGAACGCUUCUGCUCAUGCGCAAGCGGCGAAACACUUCCGGGUUUGCCGCUUUCGGAACCCGAAGUUUACGUUACCCAAGGGUAACAUAACGCGAGCUUCCACUGUAGAUGGAGAAAGCAAGGCAGUUGGCAUGAAAGACUAUGAAAUGGUAGGAGUUGGUAUAUUCCUCCCCACCUGCUCCAGUUGUCACCCGAGUCCCUCCAAGAGUUGCCCUCAAGGGCUUAAGGGCCCAGUCGCAAGUCUUUCACCCAUGUUGUCAACCCAAGAAAGCAGAGCUGUGGAUGCAGCAGGGUCCAAAACAAACCAAGGUUCAGUGCAGAGACUCCAUCUGUCCAAUUAAAGUACAACACGGCAAAGCAGUGUUCACACAUUAGAAGUUUAUGAAAUUAUGCAUGGCAUGGAGAAAAUGGAUAGAGAAAAGUUUUUCUUUCAUGACAUUGAAAUCAUGGAUGCCCAACGAAGCUGAAUGUUGGAAGAUUCAGGACAGGUAAAGAAAGUCCUUGUUCACACAGUGUGUUCUUUCACUAUGGCACUUGCUCCCACAGGAGGUAGUGACAGCCAGCAACUUAGAUGGCUUUGAAAGAAGAUUAGACAAAUUCAUGGAGGUCAAGUGCCUAUUGUCCACAGUGGCUAUUCCUCCACAGUUGGAGGCAGUAAUGCUUCUAAACAGCAGUUGCUUGAAAGCACAGGAGGGGAGGGGAUAUUCUUAUAGCAAAGCAAGGAAGCUAGAAUCAGUGCCGUGAGCCAGAGACUUGUGCCGUUUCCAGCAGCUGGAAGAUUCAAGAGGGAGGCCUUAUAUACUCCGGCCUCCUAAACCACACUCCUGAACAGCAGUUGGCAUUGAAGGGCCUAAGCAUUGACUUCAGGGGGCCCUGCCAGUUCCUCAAGGUCCUCAGUCUCUGGUGUUUCUGCAUCAUCUUUCAGGUCUGUAUAACAUGACUUAAGGAUGUGAGGCUGGUGUCAAGUAGCUAUAGUGUUUUUGUUUUUGUGAUGCCUAUCCUGAGAAAUUCCUUGCAAGUGAGGUCCAUCGGGCUCCAUCACUAUAUUUUGUCAGGCGAUUGGUGAAAACCUGGCUUUUUGAAAAGGCCAUUGGGUUAAUUGUGUCAUCUUGCUGACUCAGUUCUAUGUUUCAGAAUAGAAAAUUUAAAAAAAAAGUAUCAGACAUAGUAUCGUUACUGUUCUUGGCAGAGUAUGAAUAGCUGGUUGGCUGUGGGCCAAGAGAGGAAGAGCUGACAGAAGUGUAGGAUAUCAGCAACUUGGUUGUAGAUAAGCUGAACUAGGAAGGCAACAAAAUGUAAAGGGAGGCUUGGCUUGAGAGCUGCAGUGAAGGAUUCUGGGAUUGACUUGACCAAUGUGUAACAACAGCAAUGGAGGAGUCAAGGACUGAUAAGUGGGAAAGUGUGAGGAGAAAUGGUGAAGGGUUCUGGGAUAUGUGCUGGAAUUGGCCUGAGGGGAGGAUUCUUGGACUGAGAAGGCUCUCUUUCUUCCUAGGAGCGCCUGGACCAUGCUCAUCUCUGCAUACUGGCAUGGGAUUCACCCUGGCUACUACCUCAGCUUCCUUACCAUCCCUCUCUGCCUAGCAGCUGAGGGGGCGAUGGAGAGCGGCUUCUUGAGGCACCUGACCCCCGCCGGCCGUCUCUAUGGCGACUGGGUGCAGUGGUUCCUGAAGAUGAGGGCCUACGACUACAUGUGCAUGGGCUUUGUGCUGCUCACCUUUGAGGACACCGUCCGCUACUGGAGCUCCAUCUAUUAUUGCAUCCACUUGGGGGCAUUGGCCAUCUUCCUGCUGGGGAAAGGGCUGGGGCUCCAGAGAGGGCGAGCCUCCCAGAAGGACAAAGAUGGUACUUUGGAGAAACCCCAGCGGCAGGAGUGAUGUGGCUGAGGCAAGGCCGGCAUAAGCCCGCAAUGUGGAGUGCUGCCGAAGGCCCUGGAGGCUGAGGAAGCAGAUGAGACUCAACAUAAGACUUGUUUUUUUAACGUGUGUUUCAUCGUUGAAACCAUCCGACUAUAAGGAACCAGGGGAUCCGACUAUAAGGAACCAGGAGUUGUGUCUCGAAAACUCAGCUUCUCACUUGUUCUAAUACCUGAGGACUUAGGAAUACCAACACCCAGUGCCACCUCACUUGGCACCAGUGUUUCCCUGGAGAGUGUGUGGGGAGGGAACUCCCAAAAAUCUUAUCUUCUAACACCUUUGACUAUUAGAUUUUCCUACUGGCUUUUGUUCACCUUCCAAGAAAGGUCAGAAGUCCUGGCUCCUAGCAUCUCUCCAGAACUUGCUUCCUCUUUCUUUUCUAUUUUUUUUUUAAACCCCAAACACACCCAUGUUACAGGAAGAGAAACUGGGACAUUGCAAGAAUGAGCAGGGCUCCAUUCCUAUCCUCAUUCCCAUCCGUUCCCAGCUCUCACCUUGGAAGUGGGGGUUUACUGCCACAAUUGUACCCUUUAAAGUGUAUGUGGCAGGGGGAAGAGAAUAUUGCAGAUUUGCUUCUGGGUAGUAGGUCAUCUGAGGAUACUAAGGUAAAAACACCGGCUCCCUCGGCCUGAAAGCAAGAUGAGGGCUGCAACCCCAUAGUCACCUUUGGCAGGACUUAACUGUCCAGGGGUCCUUUACCUUUACCUUUUACUAAGGUAAAUAAAAGCCCCAACUUCCUUCAGGGAACUCUGCAAAAACCUGUGAGGCUGUUGCUUUGCCCCCAGUCAGUAAUUUCCACCACCCCCACUCCCGAAAGAAAACAGGAGUGUGAUUCUUGGAGGUGUAAGGACACCUCUGGGUUGAGGAGUUUAGCUCGGUAAGGCUAAUGCUUUAAGUACUGUGGAAUGGAAGAAGCCGAAACUAAAAAGCAAGAUGAAAUUUUGCACGCCACGUCAGCCACAUUUAAAAAUGUAUCAGUGGUGAUCUUCAGUUAUAGGGAGCUGGUUCAAGUGGCAGCAAAUUUAAGCUUGUGGCUUGCAGAGUUUGCUUUAGGACACACAAAUUCUUGUCUCAUGGUUCUAAAACUUUUUUAUGUAUGUUGGGUUGGGAGCCCUGUGGGUUUUACACUGCAGAACCCAUGACUUGACUGUCUGUAUUUUUUGCCUGCCGCAUGGAUUAUGUCUUUGCGUUCUGAAGAAAGUAAGGUAUAAAACAGCUCAUCUCUAUAAACAUUGUGAUCCAGGUCUGAUGCAGCUUUAUUGGAAGCCUGAAUGUGAAAUAAAAACAUUUUUUUAUAAAAAAAAAGAA